GGGUGUUCCAUCCGGCUCACAGUCGGCGGGGUAUUGACAAGUGGUGGUUCGUCGGAACAAUCCAGUGCGAUACUGGUAUCGACUAUAAUUUGUGAGUGUGUGUGUGUGUUCGUGCGUUGAGAACGGGAGGACUAUCAUGCUGCGUUUCUUCCAAAUCGACUGAAGGACUUGAUCAGCUCCGUGGUCCGAAAUGGAAACGAGCUGGCUCGAGUGCCGCUCCAAGAGGAAAUACUCUCCAUUAUUCACUUUCCAGCGCCGACUACGGCAUCUCAGAGAAAUUUCUUUCCGGAAUCUCUCGAUUCCCGAGGGCUGCCGAGAGGUCCAACUCAAGCUCCUCGACUCUAAGAGCGAUCUCAUCUGUGAGGCUGAAUCCCUUGAAGCCACGAGCAAUCCACACUGGAGGAGCUUGUCCCUGACGGGCGGCUCGCCGACAAGUAAAGACGUAAUUGUACAAAUUUUCGCGGACGACCGUCUCAUAGUCGAAUGGAGGCUAUAUUUCUCUGGAUUGAUAUUCGUCUCGAGACAUUGGCCGAAUGAGUCGGUGAUUCUCGCCCCGAACUCCAUGCUAGUGAUGUUUGCCGAGGGAGUCUACUGUGAUAAGACAUGCUUUGAUAUCUGUGAUAAUGCUAAAGAUUGCAACCAGGCGGCUCGUGGUACUUCGGAUGGCGUCAUCGUCAACGCGGAGGCUCUCUGUGACGUGCGGUCUGCUGUGACUGUAGACACAAGACGACUGAAGAAAUCAUACGGAAUCAACGCUCUCAAUCGACUGUACACGAACGAAAGAGCCAUCUUACGCACUGCCGUCACUGCGCACAACCUGAGGAGCAGCCUCGAGGACCGAAUCGAUGCCGAAGCCGAGUCGUCUUCGGAAGAACUCCGUUGCAUGAUCGAAACUGCCCGGGUGAAGUGUAAGGCCCUGAGGAGACUCCUCGAAGAGCGGUCUCAGCUCCUAGAUAGAGAGACUAAACAAUUGAUCGCGGAAGAUAAUGUGGUACUUCAGAAACAAGACGAGAUCGCAGCCUGCAAGGACUCGUUUCAUGAGUUGAAGGAGAAUUUGAGCCUUGAGAGGGAAGCGGUGAAGCAGAUGAGGAGCGACUUGGAUUCCUUGCCUCUUCUACAACGCCAACUAGCCCUCAUCUGUGAGCUCGACGACUACAUCUAUCCCAUUCGACAGGUAGAUAUCUUCGUACCGAUCCUCCAGGUGCCGAAAGGCUAUACCAUCUGUUCGAUGUUCAUUCCAUCAUCACUCAGCGACUUCAAAGAUCCGAGGAAAAUUUCAGAUGAUCAAGUUGUGUCAACUGGAAUGGCAUAUCUCUUCCACCUGGUCACCAUGCUUUCGACGUUCACUGGAGUUCCCUUGAUCUAUCCUCUGAAAUACGAGAAGAAUCUUCCGAUGGUGGUCGAUAUCAGCAUGGAUUCCUUUCACCAUAAAGAAUUCCCACUGUGGGUGAGGGGCAAAGACAGGGUGUACUUCGAGCAUGCGGUUCCUCUGCUCGCCCUGAACGUGGCAGAUCUUCGGAUCCAGUUCAAACUUCCAUCAAUGAGAGGCCGACUGAUGCCAGGACUUUGGAAUCUCGUAAGACACUUCCGAGAGGAACGAGCGCGUUUAGGCCCGAUAGAAUCUGGCGAACUCGGUAUUUCCGUGUCGAAGCACAUGACAGCAGACGAUUGGAUGACGCCCUCCCUCAGUAAUACGCCUGAGCAUAGCUCCCCGGUUGGAACUCCUCGGCUAAGUUUGAGGAUACAUUCCGUGCCUAAUCUCGUGUCACACAGCAGCGAUUCGUUGGAAAUCGACGUUGGAGCAGCGAGUGACCACCUCAGCUGAUGAUUUCAUUUGCUUAUGAAUAGAGGACCGGUGUGCACUAAUGCCUUAUACAGGAAUAAAGAUGCCCCCCGAGCGGGGAUUCUUAAUUCGCCAAGAGA
Molecule: messenger RNA, 1923 nt
Organism: Galendromus occidentalis (western predatory mite)
Lineage: Eukaryota; Metazoa; Arthropoda; Arachnida; Mesostigmata; Phytoseiidae
Product: UV radiation resistance associated protein
Exons: 10
Coding region: 191-1825 (544 amino acids)
Biological process (GO): SNARE complex assembly
Cellular component (GO): endosome; lytic vacuole
Molecular function (GO): SNARE binding
Source: RefSeq, a predicted model, not a curated record